UUUAAUAUCAUGACAUCUCCUAGUUUAUUAAAUGCUAUUUUACCCCUAAGUAGCUCGCCCAAAUCAAAUACUUUUAGUUUGUAUGCUGAAUCCUCUUCUACUCGAAGAGGAUCAUUGGAUUCUUCUCCUAGUCUACCUCGGAGAUUCAUUGGAACUGAAUCCAGGAACUUUGUUCCAUCUAAAAUAGGCGAUAGUGGCACUAAUUCCGAACAUCAUUCAAGACAAAACAGUUUUCAGUCUGGCAUUGAUACCCAGUCUUUUAAUACCCACUUUGAUAAGAAAGAGACCAAGUCUACACUUGACCCUCAUUCUUUAUUAAAAAUGGCUCCCAAUGUAGUAAAGUCAAGAAAAGGAAGUGUUUUGGCUAGAAACACAAUCUUAAAAAUGGACCAUUUCUCGAGCGGAACCAAUACCAACCUCGAUUUCCACCUUCAAGGUGCACCUAAUUUCCGCAUUGCGGAGCUCAAUGUUCAUGGUGUUGCACAGCCUACUGUCAUUGGUCUCUCAACUAUUCUGGCUAUCUUGAAUAGUCAUCCAAAAAGUUUAAAUUCUUCAUCUUGUACUUGGUUUUCCACUCGUGAAGAGCCUUUAGUUUAUUUAAAUGGCACUCCUUACGUAUUAAGGGAUUAUGCCGAUCCAAUGCAAAACAUGAGUACCUUUUACGGUAUCAAUUCUGUUCGAUUAGAGAAAGUUGAGGAGCGAUUAAAACAUGAUGUUGUGACUGAGGCCAAGUCAUUAGGAGGUUUGCUUUUGGUCCAUCAAGAAUUAUCGGAUGGAUCUGUGGUACCUUGUUAUAUUGCUGCUGAUACAGUUCAAACACCAAAAGAAGUGUUUCAAGGCUUUCAAAGUAAAGGCUAUCGCGUAAAAUACUUUCGGAUUCCAAUUUCACCUGGACAAGCACCUGAAGACAACUAUUUUGAUGAAUAUAUCAAUGUCAUUCGCAACUUGGAACCGACAGACCCUCUCAUUUUCAACUGUGGGAUUGGUGCUGUACGCACUACUGUGGGCAUCAUUAUUGCUCAAAUUAUACGCCGAACACAGCUAAUCGAGCGUGGUCAACCAGAUCCAUUUCCAAUUCCAGGCUACAGCUACCCUAUGACAACAACAAAUAGUCCUAAUAUGUCUGAUGACUCAAGUAUCAAUCGAUUUGUCAAAGGAUUGGAAGAAGCAGAUAAUACGAAUGCAAAGAACAAUGCUUUAUUGCGAAUUGUCUUGAUUCUUGAAAAUGCAUUAAACUCUAAAUUGUCAACUCGUUCAGCUGCAGAAUGGAUUUUGGAAAGAGGCCCCUUGGUUGAAAAUCUCAAGGAAGCUAUUAUGGGAAAUUAUCAAUCUAUCAUGGCAUUAACAACUGUACUAGAAAGUGGUAUAUUUAGCAAGAAAAUAUUGGAUGCAGUCAUUGAUAAAUCUGAUGCAGUCAUUAACUUAAGAGAAUCUAUCUUGACCAAUCGUAUUCGACAAAUGGCACAUACCUCUUCUUCAGAAUACAACGACAAAAAUUACCUAGGCAAGGCUCUAGAUGGCCUACAAAGAUACUUUUUCCUCUUGUGCUUUUCAGCUUAUGUGAAUGAAUCCACCAGUACAAAAUUCGAAGCACGGUUUUCUUCUUGGAUCAAAGCACGUACCGAAAUUUGGGCAAUGCUUCAAAACAUGCGUCGUAAGGGUCCUCGUCCUUACUUUUUCCGUCCUGUAGAAGAUUUGCACUUGUUGAAUCCCGGUGCUAAUCAUGGGCAAAAGCGUACAAACAACGCUUUAAGCAAAACGACAGGCCACCAUGCUCUUACUCAAGGCAUGUUUGAUAUGACAGGUGCUGGUCCUCAAUCAAGUUCUGGAAUUACUGUUGAAAUGGAAGAAUUUGUGAUUAAUUCUCGCAAAGGCGUGGUACUUACUUCUCAAACGAUCCUCAAAGUCGAUUUCUGGCAUUUUGGCUAUUUGAAUGAUAACCAUCAAGAUAAUGAAGAACAUCAAAAUACAUCUGAGAGACAUCAUAGUUUUGUCAUUGAUGGUGCUUCUAACUUUAGACGGAUUGAAAACACACAUGUGUAUGGUGUAGCUCAACCUACUGUCAAUGGACUUCGCCAAGUGAUCCGCAAUUUGCUACAAGAUAGACCCAAAAACGAACGUAUCUUAUGGAUUAAUCUGCGUGAGGAACCCAUCAUCUACAUCAAUGGCAUUCCUUAUGUACUUCGUGAUCGAGCUUUUACUUUACGUAACUUGCGUGCCUAUAAGGGCAUCACAGGCACUCGUAUGGAGCAAUUGGAAGACAGACUAAAAGAAGAUGUAGUUCGAGAAGUGCUCCAAUGCGGUGGUCGUAUUUUAUUGCAUGGUGAAGACAAUGAAGGAAACGUUCUUUCAUCCUGGGAAGAAGUGGAUAUUCAAGAUAUUAUGACCGUGCGUGAAGUCAUGGAGUUUGCUGCUGUGGAAAUCCAACAAGAACUUUCCCUACGUGAUUCUUCGGAUGAAGAGGAUCAACGCAAGAACCUUGCAGAAGAAAAUAGACUUUUAGAAUAUCACCGUGUGCCCAUCACAGCUGAAAAGGCACCCGAAUGGAGAGAUUUAGAUGAUUUGACUAGUUUAGUCACUGGGGUUGAUCUAUCCAAGACAGCCAUCAUUAUGAAUUGUCAAGUUGGUCUCGGUAGAUCGACCACAGGUACCAUCAUUGCCAGUUUACUCACACGCUGGAUUCGUCCCAGAAACAAAGCCACUUGUCUCCCACGCUAUCCCAACUAUCAAAUCAUCAACAGUUUGCUUCGUGUCAUUAAGAGAGGUUUAGAAAACAAGCAAGUAGUUGAUGCAGUCAUUGAACAAUGUAGUAUCAGUGGCAGUCAUCUGAUCAAGACAAUUGAAUCCGCUCGUAUUCAGGCCGAAAAAGAAAAAGAAAAUCCUGCUGAAUUUAAGCGUACUGUGAAGCGAGGCAUUACAUCACUUGAACGCUAUUUCAUGUUCAUUUGCUUUCAGGCCUAUUUAGAUAGUACUUCACCCUCCCUCGUCCGAGACACGGAGAGCUUUGGGCGCUGGAUGAAGCGCCUUCCUGAACUCGCUACUAUCUUGCAAGACUUACUCCAUACUAAAGAUGAAUUCAGUGCUUUAGUGCCUGUUGAACAAUCACUCGGUGGUGGUGAUGGUAUGGCUUUAUCCAGUGAAGUCAUGCGUGUGGUCCAUUCUCGCCAUGGUCAAGUUCUUGCACAACAAACGAUUCUAAAACAUGAUGCUUUCCCUGGUUGUCAAAAGAUGAGCCUUAAAGAGAAAAUCCCUGGUGCUUACAAUUUUAGACGUGUAGAGAUCAGUCAGGUGAAAUAUGCUGUAAAAGAAGGAGGUCUUGCUGCUAAUUUGAGUGGCCUUGCUGCUGAUAUGGAGCGUGAUGACGAAAAGCCUUUGGCUGCUCCUUUUAUUGCAGGCUGUGCUAUGCCUAAUAAAGAUGCCAUUAAAUCUAUCUUGAAAGCUAUGCAGGCUGGUCCUGGAGGUCGUCGUUGGGUUUACUGGACCUGUCUUCGAGAAGAACCUGUGCUUUAUGUCAACAAGAACCCUUAUGUGCUACGUUUGUUUAUUGAUCCACUCAAAAAUCUCGAAACAACUGGUAUCUCACGCGAAAGAGUAGAAAGCAUGGAAGAUCGAAUGAAACUGGAUGUAGUACAAGAACUGGACGAAUACGAUAAUCGGAUGCUGUUACACGACGAGGACAGUGGUUUCAAUUUAUUGCCUUUGUGGGAAACUGUACCAAAAGAUCAAGUAGAAACACCUCGUCAAGUAUUUGAAUCCAUUCGUGCUGAGGGUUAUCAAGUAGACUAUCUUAGAAUUCCAAUUACGGAUGAACAAGCACCUAUACCUGAUGUAUUUGACCAGUUAAUCCAAAGAAUGCAUACAGCGAAUCAGGGUGUGGACGUAAUCUUCAAUUGCCAAAUGGGCCGUGGACGUACCACAACCGGGAUGAUUGUAGCUUCUCUCUUAUCUAUGGUAUUGAGUAAUGAUGCUUUUGAUUUGACUACUGAUAUAAUUCAAGACAAUGAUGGCCCACACGACGAAAGAGAACGUUAUCAAAAUGGUGAAUACAGAGUUAUUCUCCAACUCGUGACCGUUCUCACCUUUGGAAAACUAGCAAAGCGUCUUACAGAUCAAGCUAUUAAUAUGUGUGACCAUAUGCAAAACUUAAGAAAAGCAAUUUAUGAUUAUAAGCUACGUUUCGAGGCAAUGACAGAUCAAGGCUCUAAGAAAUGGAAAGCAACACGUGAGGUCGCAUUGAAUUAUUUGGUGCGAUAUUUCUAUCUUAUUGUGUUUGCCAACUAUCUUUUAGAAGAAAUGCGCAUUACACACAAAGACGAGAGUGCUUUCAAAGAAGCAAGAAAGCUGCCUACUUUUAAAGAAUGGCUCAAAGGACGCAGAGAAAUUGUUAAUAUUAUUUCAUUACAAAUGCUAGAAUUAUCCUAAUAAAAAAAUCACACAUUUUGUUUGGGAAAA
Gilbertella persicaria is the source of this 4452-nucleotide messenger RNA. RefSeq names its product inositol hexakisphosphate-domain-containing protein. The transcript is spliced from 16 exons. Lineage: Eukaryota; Fungi; Mucoromycota; Mucoromycetes; Mucorales; Choanephoraceae. The record is from RefSeq and is a predicted model, not a curated record. Bases 10 to 4422 code for a protein of 1470 amino acids.